Molecule: messenger RNA, 544 nt
Organism: Musca domestica (house fly)
Lineage: Eukaryota; Metazoa; Arthropoda; Insecta; Diptera; Muscidae
Product: small ribosomal subunit protein mS33-like
Exons: 2
Coding region: 99-440 (113 amino acids)
Cellular component (GO): mitochondrion
Source: RefSeq, a predicted model, not a curated record
UUUUGAACUAGUUCAUUUCGGAACGACACAGCUCUAGUGACAUAACAAGAGUGCAUUUUAUUUAUUUUAGAAUUGGACGGUGUCUUUAAAAAUUAAACAUGUCUGCGAAAAAGUACACCGACUUGGUUAAAUUGACCACACAAUAUGCCCGCAGAAUGAAUUAUUUGUCCAACCGCAUUUUUGGAGAAGUGGCUCGCACCACAAAUGAUAAAUCAAUGAAGGUGGUGAGAAUGUUCAGCGAGGAGCCGGUGGACAAGCGCGACUAUGUCGUAAAUUGGUAUCCCAGACAUGUUGAAACACAUCUUCUAAUGAUGAACCUUAGAGAUUAUGGUCUAUUCAGAGACGAACAUCAAGACUUCAAAGAAGAAAUGAAACGUAUGCGCAAAUUGAGAGGCAAAGCUCCGCCUAAGAAAGGCGAGGGCAAACGUUCAAAGAAAUAGAUAUACAUUUUAUUUUCCUAAUUUAUUGUUGGAAAUAAGUAGCUUAGCAAGUCCCUCAAAUACAACGUUAUCGCCUUGUUUACAUUCAUAAGUAACAGUGGAAA